GCUGGCAAAAACUUUGAAAAAGGUUUCGAACCUGCACUGGGUCUAGUACCUGGUUAUAAGCCACUACCACCAAGCUCAGACAUUACGUAUGAUAUUGCCGAUGAGGACAUACCGGAGUCGUUUGAUUGCCGGGUGCAAUGGCCCGACUGUUAUACCGUUAAGGAGAUUAGAGAUCAAGGAUGUUGUGGUGGGUGUUGGGCAUUCGCGGCAUCGGAAGUAAUAUCCGAUCGCAUAUGUAUCGCAUCAAAGGGCAAACAACAGGUAGAGGUCUCUGCGGAAGAUGCGCUCACCUGUAGUGGGGCCGGUACGUGCCAGGGUGGUUUCCCAAAUAGGGUGUUUGACUACUACAUCGAUAGUGGUGUCGUUACCGGUGGGCUGUUAGGCAGCCAUAAAGGGUGUCAGCCCUACACUAUUGCCCACACCAGCCCGUGCCCUAAGGACCUACCGACCCCUAAAUGCGAGCGAUCGUGUAUUGCCGGCUAUAACCGUACGUACACUCAGGACAAGCAUUUUGGUAGUAAAGCCUAUGGCCUGAAAGUGGAAAGCGUACAAAAGGAGCUCAUGACAAAUGGACCUGUGUGUCACGCCGUGAAACUGAUUGGUUGGGGUGUGGAUAAUGGUGUGGACUACUGGUUGGUGGCCAACUCGUGGGGCACCACGUGGGGCGAGCAAGGUUAUUUUAAGAUUAUACGUGGCACUAAUGAAUGCUGGUUCGAAGUGGGUUUCGAAACUGUUUUACCAAAGUUAGAAUAA
This is a messenger RNA of Oppiella nova, 753 nucleotides long. Lineage: Eukaryota; Metazoa; Arthropoda; Arachnida; Sarcoptiformes; Oppiidae. The record is from the annotation of a GenBank genome assembly.